This is a messenger RNA of Fusarium tjaetaba, 1377 nucleotides long. RefSeq lists its product as uncharacterized. The record is from RefSeq and is a predicted model, not a curated record. NCBI's taxonomy places the organism in Eukaryota, Fungi, Ascomycota, Sordariomycetes, Hypocreales, Nectriaceae. Bases 1 to 1377 code for a protein of 458 amino acids. The transcript is spliced from 3 exons.
AUGCUGUUCUAUCAGAUUGCGCCCUUUGCCCUUUGGGUAGGUAGAGGUGCGGCGAGUGGUCAUCAGCUCUUCCACGACAAAUUCCAGUUAGAUGAGCUGCCUAACAUGGUAUCACUGGCCGAUGCCAAACUGAAAGACAUUGUGCUGCCCGACUCCCUCUCUGACUUUACAGAGUGGAUCGGAGGAAUCGCAGAGCCACAAGCCUUUGGCUUACAACCCAGGCAACAACAAUGUGCCGACGCAGGUUACUCGGUCUCGGAUGCUGUCCUGAAGGCAGCACCUGUAUCUCAAGCGGUUGCUGUCGCGGCAACGCCCAAGAAUGCGGCUCAGGCCGGUGUUAUAUUCCAUCAUCGCAAACUUGCUGCAGUAGUGGCACUGUUUGUCUCAAAAGCCAGACUUGUGUCAGUGGCGGCUGCUGCAGCAGAGGCGAGGCGAAAUGUGGCUCCUCUGGGUGUUAUAACCCUGACACCUCAGUAUGCUGCGGCGGCAUCGGCAGGAAUUGCCCCAAGGGUUAUGACUGCAUGCCCGGUGGUGGAUGUUGCCCUUCAGGCCAGAAGCGCUGCGGAAACAGCAAGUGCUAUAAUCCCAAAACGACGACUUGCUGCACCGGCCCUGGAACUGUGUGGCCAUGCCCAAAGUCUAGUGACUGCUGUUCAACUGGCUUCUGCGCCAAUCCCUCGACUCAAAGGUGUUCCCUGUCCUGCUGCCACUUCGACGAUCAAGUCCACCGACACAGUUACAACGACUAAGAUGAAGACUGUGCGAGUUACGACUGAUAUAGAGCCCGACACGGGCAACGCUCCUGAGUUUACAUGCGUUCCCAUGACAGCUACAAACGACGAAGGCGCGACACUUGAACUCGAUGAGGGAUGCACUCUGCACUACGAACCCCCCGAAGCUACCACCACAGAUGAUAGCGCUGCUCGUCUUCGUCGCGAUGCCGCAACAGCACCCGCCCAAGUCCAUAAGCCAUUGGCCAGACAACUAUCCUGCACACCUUAUACCAUUUAUACAACAACCGAAUGGGAGACCGAGACCGAGACUGAAACUGGCACAAAGACUGUCACGGUGCAAGGCGAAGAUGGAACUUUCUCUUGUCCUGAGAUGGAGGUUACUAACGAUGUCGGCGAUACUCUUGCUCUUGAUGCUGAGUGCGUUUUGUCAUUUACGCCGGCUGAGACAACGAGUUCUGAGGAGGGAGCUUCGGCACAGGAUCAGCCGACGAAUGUACCGGCUGGGACUGGGGAGAGUACUACUAGCGUGACAGCUACUGCAGGAAGUGGAGGCUCGAAUGGUAACAGUGGUUCUAUUGAAAGAGCUUCUUUGUUCCUGGUGUUGAGCUUUACUGGAAUUGCGAUGUUGAUGAUGAAUGUCUAG